CUCGAGCGUGCCAUAGCACCUCUGGGAGGGGCCGCGCCGCCCAAUGAAGUGAGCCGCCUCCCAGGGCCCGCGCCGGCCUGCGGACGCGAGCGCCAUGUGGCGCCCGCGGGGCCUCGCGGCCGCGCUGGCGUCGGCGGCCCUCCGCGGGGUGCUCGAGGCGCAAGGUGCCGCGACGCGCGCCGCGGUGCACGGGAAGGAUGCCGCCGGCCGCCUGACGCCCGACAUGCAGCAGAUCGUCACCACCCUCGGGGAGGUGGUGGAGGGCAUGGAGGCGGAGCGCACCAAGGCGAAGGAGUUCGCCGAGUCCCUGGGGAAAGAGUGCGAUGAGAGCAUGGAGCCGGUGAAGAAGGCAGUCGCGAGGCGGUCCGGCAUCAUCGGUGGCUUGGAGCAGGACCUGGAGGACCUGAACACGGAGGCGACUGACGUGCCCGGCGGUGCCAAGCUGCCCGGCGUGCCCAGGGGCGCCUACGCCAGUGCAGGACCACUCGCCGCCAUGGCGUCUGGAGCCGUCCAGCUCUGGGCAUGGAUCCUGCACAACGGGGACCAAGGAUGGCAGCAGCGACGGGUCCUGGGCCACUUGCAGCCGCCGGGAGCGAAUCCAGUCAAUGACUUUCUGAUCGUGUGCGCGACGCCAGAUGCCGACGUCUACUUCGAGCUGGUGGACGGCACGAGCCCCGACUACCAGGCUGUGAGGUUCUCGCCGGAUCGUCGGACCAUCCCUCCAGGGAUUGCACGCGGUCAGACCUACCGCUUCAGGAGGGAGCCGACCGCGGCGGAGCUCGCCGCGUUCAUGGGCCAGGCCCGUCAGGCCGCCGACGACCUGUACAUCCAGCAGGCAGCGGCUGCCGGGCUGCCAGCGGUGGCCCCGCCGGGCGGCGCCUUCGUCCCGUUCGUGCCGCCGGCCGCGGGAGCGCCCGCCGGCGGCCAGCCCGCCGCCGCGGCAGGCCCGGCCGGGGCCGCCCCGCUGGCGGGCGGAGCCGCGCCUGCCGCGGCCGGGGCGCAGUGGGUGACGGUGGAGUCGACCACCUUUGCCUCCAGGGGGACCCCGGUCGUCCUGUCGGCGACGGACGUCGUGAAAGGCGAGGUGGGCAUCUUCACCACGCCCGCAGGCGUCGCCGUGCUGGUCCGCGACCUGCAGGCGCACCCCGUGGAGGAGUACAUGGUGAUGGAGAGCCACCGCGACCUCAGGAUCAGCAAGGCGACGGUCAUCGCCUCCAAGGAUCGAGCGAGAAGCCGCUUCACCAGCUCGGACGUACAGCUUCGAGAGUCGCCGUUCCCCGAUUGGCCCGUGCCCGGGCCGAGGGCGGUGAAGUGGUGCUGCGUGUGGCUCUUCAGGCGCCAAGGGGGGCCGCUCGAGCAUCACCGAUCGCUCGUCAUGACUUUCGGAUUGCGGUCCGCGGACUGGGGCGUCGAGACGAGCGACAGCGGAACUUGCUGCCUCUUCCUCGUCCCCAUACAGUUUUGCAUCGAGGCUUUAGUGGAGCUGCUGUACAUCUUGGCAGGAGCCCUGCGAGCGCUCCGGGCUAAGAGUGCUUACGGCGAAGGCGCCGUGAUCGCCCCCCUCAGCAUGGACGCCGUCCACCUGAUCGACUUGCCGGCUGCUGGGUCGGUCUCACGUUCUCUUGAGCAUCUGGCUGGAGAUCGGGGCAAAGAGAUUGCUGAGCGACUAAUUCAAUUGCGCUUGCCAGAAUCCACUGGCAGGGAGAUAGCUAAACUUCAGUGGCCCGCUCGGCCUUACUCCGACCCCGCCCUCAAGCGGUCGCCCGCCCUGUGCGCGGAGUUGCUGCGCAGGAUGGCCGACUGUGACCUGAUCGAGUGGCAUCUGACGGGCGAGGUCUCUUGCGGCCUGUUCUUCGUAUAUAAGAAGUCAGGAAGAUAUCGUUUGAUUGUCGAUGGUCGGCUACCAUCGUGCCAUUUUCGCGACGGUGACCCUGUCUCGCUGGCCUCUGGGGCCGCCUUUUCCGCCAUCGAGGUUGACAGCGCUGCGCCCAUCCAGGUCGGCUCGGUCGAUAUCGUAAACGCUUUCUACAACGUGCAGUUACCAGAGGCCCUUCGAGGCAUUUUCGUUCUUCCUCGGAUCCGCGCCGACCUGGUGAAUGUCUCGUCAGCCCAGGGCCGGGCUAUCAGACGAGGCCAAUACCUCUUCCCGGUCCUGAAGGUCCCCGAGGGCGCGCCCGACAUCGGCUCGGACGUGUGGGAUGGCGAGUGGCGCCGUGUCUUAGCUAAGAGAUGGGCCCGGUCAGAGGCCCAGGUGAUCCUCGAGGGCCGCAGCAUGGUCUUGGCCCACCUCCACAAGACGCUGUCCCUGGCCAUUUUCGGGAAGCGCCACUUGUUCUUGGGAGACGCCAUGGCUAGCAUCCUUGCCGUAUCCAAGGGUCGAUCAUCCUCGAAGCUGAUGAGAGUCUGCCGGCAGAUUGGCAGCCUCAACCUGGCCUUCAACAUGACCUCUCGGUGGCGCUGGCUCCCCUCAGAGCGCAACCCCGCUGACCGCGGCUCGAGGCGCAAAAGGGGGGACUGGGCUGAGGCCUCGACCCGGCCCCGCGAAGCCGACCCGCCGCCGGCCGCGCUGCCGGCGCCGAGGCAUGCUCCGCUGGGCGGGGACUCCUACGGCCAGCGUGACCGCCGCGUCCGCGCCUUUGCAGCCAGCCUUGGCCGGGCCUUCGGCGUCGACUUCGGCCCCUCUGAUGAGUGCCGCAAGAGGCCUGCAGCGGGCCGCCCGCCGCCCUCCCGCGGGAUCGAGCCGAACCUGCGAGCCGACGGCGGGGAGCCCGCGACCGACGAGCACGGCCUGACCCUGCUCGAGAGUCGCACCGUGAAGAAGCCUCAGGAGGACCGGUACAAGCACAUCGUGAGCCAGUUCUACCUUUGGUGCGCGACGGCCAACGUGGCGACCAGCAACACCACGCAGCUCGACUCGGCGGUGACGGCCUACCUCCACGAGCAGUUCUUCGAGGGCUUCCCGAGCUCCGCGGGCACCUUCCUGCUGGCCGCCCUGACGUACUGCCGGCAGGACCUGUCGCCGAAGGCGCCAGAGCUGCCGCGGGCGAGGCGGGCCCUCCUGGGCUUCUCGAGGGCGGCGCCCAACCGGUCGCGCUGGCCCCUCCCGUGGCCCUUCGUGGCGCUGAUAGCGGACGCGCUGAUCGGCCGGGGCCACUGGGCGGCGGCUGCGGCGACGCUCCUGUGCUUCGUGUUCUACACCCGGCCGUCGGAGCUUCUCCGCCUGCGGGUGAAGGGCGCCGUCCCGCCGCCGCGGGGAGGGCCCAGAGCCCUCGCCCUUUGGGCCCUGCUGCUGACUGCGUCGGAGAACAGCGCCCCGUCCAAAACAGGCGAGUUCGACGUGUCGCUGAGCCACGACAACACGGAGUUCUGGUGGGUGGGAGGCCUCCUGACCCGCCUCCGAGCCGGCCGCAGCGCAACGCAGCCGCUGCUCGGCCUGACGUACGCGACCCGGGCCGCCCUGUUCUCCCGGGCCGCGGUAGACGCGGGCCUCGGCGGCCUUGGACCGCCCACGCUGUAUCAGCUCCGCCACGGGGGGGCCAGUCACGAGCUGGCCACCCGCGCCCGCCCGCUCGCCGAGAUCAAGAAGCGGGGGCGGUGGGCGGCGGACAGCAGCGUGCGCCGCUACGAGAUGAGCGGACUCCUGCCCACGCAGCUGCAGCGGGCGUCGGAGGCCGUCCAGCGCCGGGCCUACGCCGCUGCGGCCAGCAUCGGCUCGAACAUCUUGAG
Messenger RNA from Prorocentrum cordatum, 3726 nucleotides. NCBI's taxonomy places the organism in Eukaryota, Dinophyceae, Prorocentrales, Prorocentraceae. The record is from the annotation of a GenBank genome assembly.